This is a messenger RNA of Cryptococcus wingfieldii CBS 7118, 660 nucleotides long. RefSeq lists its product as hypothetical. Lineage: Eukaryota; Fungi; Basidiomycota; Tremellomycetes; Tremellales; Cryptococcaceae. The transcript has 3 exons. The coding region runs from base 1 to 660 and encodes 219 amino acids. The record is from RefSeq and is a predicted model, not a curated record.
AUGGUGAGCACAUCCAUGCAGCGCCACAAGACUGGCCGCCGUCCCGCCAGAUCCACCCCCUUACCCACGGACACCUCCCUCUCCAUCCCCUUGGCGCCCAUCGUUGUCAACUCUUACGACUUUGCCAGCACUCCCGGACCUCUCCCCGCCAACGCCCCGCUCCCCACAGUCCCCCGGCAUAUCCACGCUGCAACCCUCCAACAACUCGCCAACACGUCUUCGCCCGCUCAUCCUCCGCUCUACGUGUCGAUCAAAGUCAAGGUCCCUCUCGCACCGUUGAAGCGGAUCUCGACGAUGUCGAUGAAUGGCGGAGAAAAGUGUAAGAGCCGAUUCAGGUUUGAGAUGUGGUCGUGGGAUGAUGAGGAAGGUGUGGAACGUCCUCGGGGUAGGUGGGGGCCUGGGGCGGGGUAUGGGAUGGAGAUUGUGGGUGGAGACGAGCCGAAGGCUUCGAAUGAGCUUGAUCAAGAAGCUGCAAGGGCAAUGUACGGGCGAGAGGAAGCGUAUAGGACUCCUCUUCCAGCUAUCAGCUACGAUCUCUUUUCUCAGCUCGCGAUCGAUUAUGCCAGCGACGGUUCCAAGAGACGAACCGAGGAGAUGAUCGAGAGACCCGAGUCGGCGAAACGUACAAGAGCGGUGGGCAAUGUGGGAAACGCGAUAUAA